GCUUUCUACUUCUUAUUUUGGUUUAAAGGAAAGUUUUAAACCCAUUGAUGAUAAGUAGAGGGACUUAAAGAUAUUAAAUUAUAUCUUGUGGCCAAAACGACGACGUCCUCCUAUCUGCAGAGGUGAGGUGAGGUGGGAUGAGAGACGGCAAGGGAAGGGCGGUGGUGGUCGGAGGAAGCAUAGCAGGACUUUGCUCCGCCCACGCGCUGCUAUCGGCGGGAUGGCAAGUGGUGGUGCUGGAGAAAACCACCGCUCCUCCUACCGGAAGUCCAACCGGCGCCGGCCUAGGUCUUGAUCCUUUAUCUCGAACAGUAAUCAAUUCAUGGCUUCCACAGAAACAAUCGGAUAAUCUUCUCAACAAUCAAACCUUACCCCUCACAAUCGAUCAGAAUCAAGCUACUGAUUCAGAAAAGAAGAUCACUCGAAAGUUGACAAGAGACGAAAGCUUCAAUUUCAGGGCUGCAUACUGGUCUGAUCUCCAUGGUCUCUUAUAUAAAGCACUACCUCCAGAUAUAUUCCUCUGGGGUCAUAUGUUCUUAUCCUUCCAUGUAUCUGAUAACAAUAAAUCUGUUGAGGUUCAAAGUCAAGUUCUUCAAACCAGCAAUGUUGUUAAGAUUGUAGGUGAUUUGUUAGUUGCAGCAGAUGGUUGUCUGUCUUCUAUUCGCCAAACAUUCCUUCCUGAUCUUAAAUUAAGGUAUUCGGGUUACUGUGCUUGGAGAGGGGUGUUGGAUCUUUCUAGUAACGAAAAAUCCGAAAUUUUUGUUGCACUGCAAAAGGUUUAUGCUGAUCUGGGGAAGUGUCUAUAUUUUGACUUGGGUUCUGGAACUCACAGCGUUUUUUACGAGCUUUUGAACCAAAGGAUCAAUUGGAUUUGGUACAUCAAUCAACCCGAGCCACAACGGAAGGGGAAUUCUGUAACGAUCAAAGUAAGCGACAAUAUGAUCAAGAAAAUGCAAGAGGAAGCAGAGAAAGUAUGGGUGCCUGAACUGGUGAGGGUCAUAAAAGAAACCAAAGAACCAUUCUUGAAUGUGAUAUACGAUUGCGAUCCUUUAGAACAGAUCGUUUGGGACCGUGUGGUGCUUGUUGGAGACGCGGCUCACCCGACAACACCCCACGGUUUGCGAAGCACAAACAUGUCUGUAUUGGAUGCAGCAGUUCUAGGUCAAUGUCUCAUGAAAUCCGGAGUUGAAAACUUAUCCGCUGGUUUAAAAGAGUAUCAGUCCAUUCGGGUUCCCGUCACCUCAAAGCAAGUUCUACAUUCACGAAGGCUGGGACGGAUGAAACAGGGUCUAGUUUUGGCUGAUGGGAAGGUUUUUGAUCCCAAAACUUGUAAUCUAGAAGAAUGCAGAGAUCUUCAACAGAAAAAUAUGCCGGGGUUUAACGACAUGCCUCCAGUUUUCAGUAGGAUAGCUACAAGUAAAUACUAAUUGAAACUGUACAAAGUUUUAUUGUAUUGAAAGCUGUAUAAUUAAGUUGGGGACAAUUCAUGAAUCCUCGUGGAUCAGCCUUAUUUCCUUCAUUCA
Molecule: messenger RNA, 1523 nt
Organism: Cynara cardunculus var. scolymus (artichoke)
Lineage: Eukaryota; Viridiplantae; Streptophyta; Magnoliopsida; Asterales; Asteraceae
Product: 6-hydroxynicotinate 3-monooxygenase
Exons: 4
Coding region: 138-1427 (429 amino acids)
Molecular function (GO): FAD binding
Source: RefSeq, a predicted model, not a curated record